AUGAAGAUUGACCCUCAUCAUACGCAAACAUCAUCGUCCGAGAAAGAAGAACAGUCUUCUUCCUCCGAGGCUGAGGAAGGCCAAUUAGAAACAAAACUUGAGGCUUUGAAUUUAAAGGAAAAUAACCGUGAGGAGGAUCAUCCCGAAGAAGAAGAAUUAUUGCAUCAUAUUGAUCACUUUUUGGGUGUACCCAAUGAUGUUUGGAUUGAUCAUUUGUUCUGCUUUCUGACCACCAAUCAAUUGUUGAAGGUGAGACUUAUCACUAAAAGUCUUUCAAAGCUUGUAUGGUAUUAUUUCAGAAAUUUCAAAACAACAUACUCCAUUCGAGUAGGGACAUCGAAUGGUAAAUUUUCGAAUAUUGUGGAUCAUUUCUUGAUGAAUCUCAAGAAAUUGAGACAUAUUCGCUAUGAAGAUUACAACUUGGUCACCACUCUCUCUUUAACAGAUUUUGGAUUUACAGAUUUGGGAAGAAUCACGAUACCAAUUGAAACUCUUGACUUGUCUGAUGUUGAAGAUAUUAAUGGAUCGUUUUUGGGUUCAUGGGCCAAGAUGAACAGUGUGUUGACACAAUCUCUUCGAGUGUUAAAAUUGUUUAACACAGAGUUUCCUUUCUUUACACAUUUUAAACACUUUAAGAACUUGCAAGAGCUACAAUUAUUUCGAAGCAUUGAAAGAGUGGAUUAUUACGAAGAAGAAAUUCAACACUUACCAAUAGAACUUCCAGAGUCGCUUACAACACUCUCCAUUGAUCAUGCAUUAGUAUCAGAGCAUAUCAAUAGUAUAAUUCAACAAUGUCCAAACUUGACAAGUCUUGCAGUUUGCAAUGAAUAUUUAAGAGACAAGGAUGUUAGUGCAAUUUUGAAAGGACUACCAAAGUUGGAAAAGUUUAAAAUUAUUGAUGUAACAGACGAGGAAAGCGAAGAAAGUCAUCUUAGAGGAAAGUUUUAUUCAACCUUCAAGUUCAACACCUUUAAGAAUCUCAAGUACUUAUCUUUAUGUUGGAAUUAUGGUACAGACACUAAGGUGAUGACAGGUCAAAAGAGUCUCGGAUUACUUCCAUCCCUUGAAACACUUAAACUAAUUAUGCAAGGAACUCCUGAAUGCAACAUUGACACACUUGUCACAACAUUGGCCAGCUUAACCACCUUAACCAGUCUUUCCUUGUUGUUUAAAUCAUUUAUGAAAUUGGAAAUGACAAACAAGAACUUACUCAGAUCUUUGCCUUCAAACUUGGCAAAACUCAAAACUCUCGAAUUUAUUGAAGGUCUUAACACUGACAUUGCCCAAGAUUUCCUAUCAUCUCUUGUAGGAGGCUCUCUGGAAACUCUUAUCCUUGCUGUAACCGAUAUGGUGUCUCUUGAUUUUUCUUUUUUGAAGAAGUGUCUAAAGUUGAUAAAACUCCGAGUCGAUGUUGUGGGUUCAGAAAGAUCUCUCAAGAAUAUUUUCAGAGAAUUCCAGACUCAAGCCAAGCUUAUUGAACAGAAAGGAGGCAAGCUGGAGCUACCAUUGAGCAAAAUUUCAGGUGCUACAAUGGUGGGAGGUUUGGUGCCGUACUUUCCUCGAACAAAUAUUACAAAAUUGAGCUUAUUUCAGGUUAAAUGUAAAGAUUUAAUGAUUUUAAGCGAGUUUAAAAAGCUUACCAGCCUUCGUAUGAACAUCUCUGAAAAGAUUGACAACUUUAAGAACAUUCGUUUUCCAGAAAGUUUAAAGAAGCUAUUCUUUGAUUUAUGCCCGCAUAUCACAGGGUUAGAACAAGGAUUUGUUGAUAAUCUUCUCUCUCUGACAAGAUUAACAGAUCUCCAUUUUAUUGAAUGUAAAUUGAUUUGUGACGAGUUCGUAGAGAAAAUUCUUCCCUUGAAUGAUUAUGAGCUCAGAUCUAUCUUCUUUGAAGAGAUUGAGCAGAUGACAAAUCAUGCUUUGCACCAUUUGACUCGUUUCACAAAUUGCGAAGUAAUAGUGUUAAAACAUUGUCCAAACAUUAUUACCAAUAUGGACUACUCUAUAAUCAAGCAAGAAUAUCCCCAUAUAACGGUCAUCUUUAGUGAAACUGAAAAUGAGCAAACAGAUAUUUUGCAAGAAUAUGAUGAUUUAUGUGAAGAAGACUGGCUAAAGGGAAACGCGAUAGAUGUUUUUAAUAGAUUGGAAAUAAUGGUGAAAGACUUAAGAAGCUCAAGACAAUUAUUUUUAGUUCAUUGUUACGUGAAGGCCUAUUUCACAAUGUUCGAAGUUAAGGAUCAUCUUUCUGCUCCAAGUUUACUCUUUUUAUGUUACAACUAUUUAGACACCCUUCAAAACUAUAUUGACAACUCAGAUGACACAACCAUUCGAGUUCUGAAUUGCCUUUAUGAGUUGUUAGAAAAUGAACAUAACUUUUCUGACGAGGAAAAAGAAAAGACGAUAAGUUGUGUCAGCAAAUGUUUGGAAUUCCUCGUUACGGGACAACAGUUUGCAACUGCAUGUGAGAUAUUAUUGAAGUACAAGAAAUAUAAAUCAGUGAUGGAUGGUGUCUUUAAACUUGAUGAACUGGCUCCCACCGGAGGAUUGAAUAUCAUAAUUUCAAAAAUUAUUGAAAUAUGUUUGAAUGGAACAUUUGAUUUGUUUGAAAAUUAUCCCACUUUUUAUAUUGUUCAGACUUUGGAUAGUCUCGUUCAACAUUUUUCACAUAUCGGAAAAACAUUAGAGCUUAUACACCACAUCAUGAAAGUGCCAAUGUUUAGAAACAAUUCUGCGUUUUUGGGGACGUUAGAUAAUAUGGCAAAAAGAGUACAACCAACUGACAACUUUGCUGCCUCUCUUCAACCUCAAAACGUGCAAAUUGAUAAUAUUGAUUCUAUAGAGAGUGUAAAAAAGUUAGUUCCCCCUCAGUUCAAAGACCAUUUUACCUACGUGGCGACUGUGAAGGUUCCAAAAGACCCCUCUCAUGUACUUAUUAAGCACUACAGAUCGGAAGCAUUUGAGGCAUUUGGAUAUUUGUGGACUAUCGAGUUUGGCCCAAAUGAUUCGAGUUCUGAAGAUGACGAAGUUGGACAAUGCUCUUUGUACCUUACUCUUCUGUCGGCCAAGCCAACACAAGAGACAACACUUCUCUUUGACCAUAUCAAAGUGCACUACAUGCUGUGCAAUCACGAUUUUACGCCUGGAUCUUAUUUAGUUUAUACCAAAAACUACAAAAUGGCUUCAUCCUCUUAUGGAGACUUCUUUGAUAAGAGAGACGUCAAGUAUUACAGUAUAACUGAAGAGUAUGAUAUUUACAAGUUUAUUGUUUGUAUGAAAAUUGUAGAUAUCAAACUUGCAAUUCCCAAUGAGCUGAACCCAAAGCUGCCACCAUGGAUACUGAACAAUCUAAAGGCACAAAAUCCUUUAUCGAUUCACACUGUGACAAUAUUGUCUUCAGGGCCUGUUGAAAAUGGAGAUGACUGUUACUCGGAUCCAUUUGAGGCCUUUGGCUUUAAAUGGGGCAUAUGCUUCUACCCGAAAGGAGAAACCAAGUCGACAAAGGCCGAUACUUCCGAUGAAUGUUCACUCUUUUUGGCAUUGCUAAGCUUUGACAUCAAUUCCAAAGAAGAGGGAAUUUUGAGAGACGAGUUGGAAUAUGUCAAAGUUCGAUUUUUGUUUGCCAACGAGAAUUAUGAUCCAGACUCAAUUUACAUUGGAGGAUCGACCUACAAUUCUCUUUCAUGUGCAGGUAACUCGGUUUAUGGCAAAGAUUUGUAUGCUCCAGUCACCUAUGAAGAAAAUGGCAAAAUUUACAGCAAGUAUGUGAUCAAUGUUGCUAUUCAAUUGAUCCACUGGAAACGAAGAUUGACACCACGACAAACAGGUGAUGACAUUGAAGACCCGUAUCACGACAGCGAGGAUGAAUAUUAA
Naegleria fowleri is the source of this 3867-nucleotide messenger RNA. RefSeq lists its product as uncharacterized. Gene Ontology annotation, cellular component: SCF ubiquitin ligase complex. Gene Ontology annotation, biological process: SCF-dependent proteasomal ubiquitin-dependent protein catabolic process. The record is from RefSeq and is a predicted model, not a curated record. Bases 1 to 3867 code for a protein of 1288 amino acids. NCBI's taxonomy places the organism in Eukaryota, Heterolobosea, Eutetramitea, Acrasida, Naegleriidae. The transcript is spliced from 3 exons. Gene Ontology annotation, molecular function: protein binding.